Messenger RNA from Protobothrops mucrosquamatus (brown spotted pit viper), 913 nucleotides. RefSeq names its product homeobox protein PKNOX1-like. Lineage: Eukaryota; Metazoa; Chordata; Lepidosauria; Squamata; Viperidae. The transcript has 3 exons. The coding region runs from base 1 to 705 and encodes 234 amino acids. The record is from RefSeq and is a predicted model, not a curated record.
AUGGCAUUCCUCAGAUUGUUGGAUGCAACCCAGUUUGAAAGACCUUUGGCACACAGUGAGAGGAUUCCCAGACAACUGGGAGGAUUUCAACACAUUGCCCAAACUGACCAAUCUGGGUGCCCUUUAGCCACUUUUGCAGGAGAAGGCUGCUCUAAGGACGGGGAGGAAUCUGCAAAGCAGAACCACAGAAAGGAAGAUGAUAGUUUGCUCACAGAGGAAGGAGAGUUGCUCCUUGUUGCUUUUCCAAGGAGCUCUGACUUAGAGCUUUGCUUAAACCUUUAUCAAAUUAAUUUGGAAGUUUAUGUUUUGCCCUUGUGUAGGUUUAUCAAUGCUAGAAGGCGAAUUCUCCAGCCAAUGUUGGAUUCUAGCUGUUCUGAAACACCAAAAACAAAGAAAAAAACAGCCCAAAACCGACCAGUUCAGAGGUUCUGGCCAGACUCCAUUGCAUCAGGAGUAGCUCAGCAUCAAACUAAUGAACUUACUAUGUCAGACGGAGCUGUUGUAACAAUUACAGCUCCCGUCAACAUGAAUGUGGACAGUCUCCAAUCACUUUCAUCUGAUGGUACUACUUUGGCUGUUCAGCAAGUCAUGAUGGCAGGGCAAAGUGAGGAUGAAUCUGUAGACAGCACUGAAGAUGAUGGAACAGACCUCUCAACUACAAAUAUCAGUGGGCUGGUCUUGGAUAACAGUGAUUCUCUGCAAUAGGAAGCAAGAGGAGCUGACCUAAAAAUAUUAGGAAAGACAAUGAACUGACUGACUUUUUAUAGUUUGCACAGCAAACAUUUUACACAAGUUUUAUUUCUAAUAAGUUUUAUAUGUAGAUAUAGAAGAGUGCACUUUUUUGUAUUUCAUAGUAAGCUUAAAGAGUGUCUUUGCAGGUGCAGCAACUUCUUUCAAAUGUGUUGUUUUUUGC